UUUCCCUACCAGCAGUCAGCGUUGGGGAGUGGGGGCGGUUGCCGGCAGCGUGCUAUCCGCACGCACCUCGGGGCCGCCUCCGCGCCCCAGGAGCUCGGCUCCGGCGGUGGGUGGCUCCUUCUCCCUCGGGAGCCUCAGCCUCGCAGCGGGCUGCAGCACAGGCUUCACAAAGUUGACACAUUUUCCAGGCGGCUGCUUUACGCCGGCCGAGAGAGUAAGAGGGAGAUCGCUUUGGGAACAUGGAGUUGCUGUGCUGCGAAGUGGAUCCCAUGAGGAGAGCUUUGCCGGACCCGAGCUUGCUCUACGACGACCGUGUUUUGCACAACUUACUGACGAUAGAGGAGCGGUAUCUGCCCCAGUGCUCCUACUUCAAGUGCGUGCAGAAGGACAUCCAGCCCUUCAUGAGGAGGAUGGUGGCCACUUGGAUGCUGGAGGUCUGUGAAGAACAGAAGUGUGAAGAAGAAGUUUUCCCUCUGGCUAUGAAUUACUUGGACAGAUUCUUAGCUGUGGUGCCCACUCGAAAGUGCCAUCUGCAGCUACUGGGGGCAGUGUGCAUGUUCCUGGCCUCCAAGCUAAAAGAGACAAUCCCCCUCACAGCAGAGAAGCUUUGCAUAUACACGGACAAUUCCAUCAAACCCCAAGAGCUGCUGAGGCACCCACGUGACUAAGAGGGAUCGACCCAAAACUCCAGCGUGCUGUGCCCGAGGGGCGGGACUGCAGGGGGGUCAACCGCCACCGCUUCUGGCUCAUUCGCAGCUGUACACCACGCGGUAUCCAGCUCCCCUUUACUGUGCCGCUGUCUGGCGCGCUGGCAGCCGGAGCUGCCGAAAGUGUACGCCUUCCACCUUGGCGCCGGGCUCUCCCCGCGGGGCCUUUUCCCCGGGGCCGCGGGCGCACACGUGCACCGCGGGGCCACCGGCGCUGCGCGAUUCAGCGUGGCACUUCCUCGCCACCUGGUGGCAGACACGCGGAACCGGGCAUGACUUCAUCCCUUGAAGCGCUGCCAGGCCGCCCAGCUCCCCGACUGCUGCCUGCCGGCCUUGCGCGGAGUAGGGAGACGCAGCCAUCUGCCCUCCGAGGCCUUGCAGAAGUACCACCUGGUGCUGCAGUUAGAGGCGCUGCGGGAGGCAGUGCGGUUGGUCUCGUUCUGCAGCAAGAGGGGACUUUGGCUGCAGGAUGUCGUCGAGGAAGGUUGAGGUGCCAGGUACUGUGUGGCUGAUAGGGGGUUGGCUUCAGGCGCUGUUACAGCUGAGGAAGUUGUGUCUUUGUUCUUGCAGGUAUGGUUUCCAGUUGUUAUCUCCGAGGUGAAAAUUGAGCUCGGUUAAACACUAUAAGUUAACAGGCCCGUCUGGUACUGAUGUUGAUGACUUCAAGGUGAAAACAGACAUCAGGAAGAGUGGAAACAGAAUCACAGUCAUUUAUUGGAAUAACUAACGUUUACAGAGCGCUAGAUGAGCGUUGAGCCUGCCUGUGAGAUGUAUUGCUCAGAUUUUUUGUCACAGAUCCUGUUGGUUACGUGUAGCAAGCUGAAUCUCACCAGAAUUAAUCACUUGGUGAAGCCAGUGGGAAUUCCCCCAGGGAAGGGCCAGGAACUCAGUCAUCUGUAGAAUAAAGGGCUGUGGGCUGCAAGCCCUGACACAGCUGUCACAGGUGUCCCAUAGAUGGUGUUGGCUGCCCCAGGAUAUGCCAUGUCCCAUGUGAGAAGGAAGUGAUAAUGUACUUCUUCAUAUGUCACAUUGAUUGAAGCCUGUUUUAAGAGCUUCCCUGCAUAGCCUUCUAUGCUUUUUUUCCCUAUCAGAAUCUGUCCCAUUAUUUGUGGUUGCUGGUCCUCAGUUAACAUAAAUUGCCACUUUGUUCAAAUGUUUCAUGAGUUGAGAAAGAAAAACAUUUAUAGGUUCUGUUACCUACAUGAAUGUGAGAUUUCCAAGCAAUGGUGAGCUUUGCCGUAAUCCAGUAGGAAUGUCUAUAGGAAAGUAACUUGCUGUUACAGCAGGCAUCUAUUCAGAGAAAUGGCUGCAGAAAUUGCAUUGUAGGGUCCAUGUUUAUGGUUUCUCAGCAACCCUCAUUGACGUCUCCUCGACUGCAAAAUUAAAGGUUACUUUUUUUUUUU
This is a messenger RNA of Meleagris gallopavo (turkey), 2110 nucleotides long. The record is from RefSeq and is a predicted model, not a curated record. Lineage: Eukaryota; Metazoa; Chordata; Aves; Galliformes; Phasianidae.